Messenger RNA from Plasmopara halstedii, 960 nucleotides. RefSeq lists its product as uncharacterized. Bases 1 to 960 code for a protein of 319 amino acids. The record is from RefSeq and is a predicted model, not a curated record. The transcript is spliced from 4 exons. Lineage: Eukaryota; Oomycota; Peronosporomycetes; Peronosporales; Peronosporaceae.
AUGGAGGACGAAUUAAUUGCGCAGCGCGAUGCGGCCGUUGCUGUGACCAAGGAGCUUCAACGUCAGCUGCAGAAUCGCUGUGCGGAGAUGGAACGAACAUUCGAACGUCGUACGCUGAAUGCAGAACGAUUGCGUCUACACGCUGAAGAAAAACUUCGCCGUUCAUUAGAGGACCGUGACUGGAGCGAAAGCUGUUGCCGCCAGUUGUUAGUGCUGACCCUGUUUUUUGGCUGCGGUGGCGCCGUUGCAGGAUGGUCCACCGGAUUGCUAGUGCUAGUAGUGGCUGGCGAGCCAUUUGUAGGUUUCCUAAUGGUGCUGCCUGCUAUGGCUCUCGGCAUGCUGAUGGGGAUGGCGGUUGCUAAGACAAAGAUCCAUCUGGAGACAAAUCGCCGGUAUACCAGGAACAAAGACACAUGCAGACAUUUCGAGGUAGAGACAGCCAUCAAUAGCGGUUUAGGAGAGAAAGAAGUGCCUCUGGCGCCACUGGGGAGCGUUUUGGGCAUGGAGGACGUUGCAAGUGAAAACUUUCGGUCGUGGGAGCAAGACAGUCACGGAACGGAAGCUAAAGAGAUAGAUGUGGCAGCAGGUCCCACAUCUUUUCUACACUUUGGCUGGAGAGCGGCGUGGUUUACGCUACAUGCCACUAAGGAUAUUGCGGUGGGGAUGUAUCAUGGAGGAGACUACAUACGCAGCAUAUUCGAAGAUCUGGAAGCAGAUUGUGGCCGUUGCUUUAAUUGCUCUGAAUGUUUAAGGAAAUGCCGUUUUUCCACUGAUGUCGGAAAACUUAUGAUUCAUGUGUGCGCCGGCAGGGCUAGUGAAUAUGUACCAUCUGCAAUCGUAGUAACGAAUCGUGAGUCCGCAAUUAUGUCAUCGGACUGGUCUAGAUCGGGCAUGUAUAUCAGUAACUUGUGGAGUGAUAAGCUUCGACAGUGGCACGCUACUUGCACUGACCUAUCAUGA